Mirounga angustirostris (Northern elephant seal) is the source of this 7726-nucleotide messenger RNA. It is a transcript of the gene MPPE1, whose product is annotated as metallophosphoesterase 1. The transcript is spliced from 17 exons. Gene Ontology annotation, biological process: GPI anchor biosynthetic process; endoplasmic reticulum to Golgi vesicle-mediated transport. Gene Ontology annotation, cellular component: endoplasmic reticulum-Golgi intermediate compartment. Gene Ontology annotation, molecular function: phosphoric diester hydrolase activity. The record is from RefSeq and is a predicted model, not a curated record. The coding region runs from base 6242 to 7444 and encodes 400 amino acids. NCBI's taxonomy places the organism in Eukaryota, Metazoa, Chordata, Mammalia, Carnivora, Phocidae.
CCUCCCUGGGGGGAAGGUGAGUCUCCCCGGAUCUGCCGCUUGUUGGGUCCCUGCUGGAGGAGCAGGGGCCCGACUGUGCCGCGGAUCACGGUUUAUGGCGACCCGGAGCUGAGAGCCCGCGCCUGGCCUCCGCCUCUGCAGCCGGCUUCCCUGCUCCGUUACCUGGGAGCUCUGCCGCACUCAGGCACCCCCAGUCUUCCUGUGACCCCGAGGGUCCUGAGGCCACACUGUCCCGGAGGGUUCCACCCCCUGCUUAGCCCCCAGAGUGACGUCCCUCAGCGGAGCCGACUUCUAAAAGUUCCGAUUUUGUGCUCGGCGGCUCUAUCACUUGCCAGAAGCGGCCGAGGGAGGCCCCUCCCCCGCCGUCUAUCCCGAAUAUCGCCUCGGAUUCACUUCUCCGCACGUCCUACCUUCCAGAAAGUGGUCGCUUUUCUGAUGAGAGAGUUGUUGCUCUUCUUUUCUUCGAUAUCCUGUUGGGUUUGUAGGUGUUCAGAAUGGUUUGAUCCCUAUCCAGCUGAAUUCCUGAGACCAGACGGAAUCCAGGUCUCCUAUUCCUCCUCCAUCUUGCUCCUCCCCCCAGUAGUGUACUAUUUUAAUAAACGUCCAGUUGUAAAAUCCUUACCACAGGACAGUUCCAUGUUCCUCCUUCUGUCCUUUGUGCUCUUGUCAUAGAUUUUAUAUCUACCCAUGUUAGUACCCCCACAGUACAGUGUGAAGUUUUGCCUUAAGUAGUCUCAGGUCUUUGCAACAAAUGAAGAGGGAAGAGUUGUUAGUAUGUAUUUGGGGACAGAUGCUGAGUCACUGAGGAUUCACUGUUUCUCUUUUGAGUUCACUGCACUGUUUGCUUCCACCAGUGAAUGUGGCAGGAGGUAGGCCACAUGACUUAUUUUAUAAAUCAGUAUUGCUGCAGGCAUUUAAAAAUAUUGUAUGAGGUGGUCUAUCCCGAAUUACAAAAGAAUUACCGUUCAUCAACUGUUAAUGAGUUGCUUGGUGGGCAGUCAGGUUUUACAGAAACAACCUUCAGCAGGGUGUUUGGAAAGUGCCGGGGCCUCAGUGUCCCCAAAGCAGCACUCCAGUCCCCAGCGCCUACCCUGGAAGUAGAACAGCACCAUCCUGGAAAGAUGCAUCCUGACAUUGCAGCCCCAAGGGUAGCCCUGGGGACUUCUCCCGCACUAACUGCUCAGCCAGGGCGCUGCCUCUGUUCAAGGCCAAGAGGGGUGCAUUUCACCGUGGCUGCCCUCCAGCACAGGAGUUGGCUGUCAAGGUUUAUAAGGUCUUGUCUGGGGGCAGUAAUGGGGAAAGAAAAGGUCUUUAGCAAAGAACUGGGUGCAUCAGCCCAAAGUCAGCUUCAUUAUUGAUAGUCUGGUCUCCAGCAGAAUGUUCUAGGCCCCAGGGCUGCAGUGGAAAAUUUCACCAGAAGGAUUCAAGUCAUUCCUACUACAAUUUCUUGAACGUCAACAGGAAUUAAACAGGAGGUGCCAGGAUACCAUAAAUACACCACCAUCAGCAAUGAUUCCAACGUACAAAGUCACAGUGUUGAAAACAUGUAGGCUGAGUAUAUUUCAGAGCUGUGAUGGGCCAGAGGGAUCCACGGGGGGGACAUUGGGGGUGGAGGCUGUCCAUGGUCAUGUAGGAGCUCUUGGGAUCAGACCACAGACAGAACCUGCGUCUUCUGAAUCUCAAGCUGUUCCUCCUUCAUUGCAUAACAUCGUCAAUGAAGAAACUGAUUCAAGGCCUCUCACCGAUUGUGUGAAAUAGGUAGGUGGCUUCCUUUAUGUAUAUCAUUUAUGCUCAGAACUCAUGGGUCCGCAGUGUUACUCUUCACUACCACACUCUUAUUCUCUGGACCCUCAUUCUCCAAUAGCUGUGGGAGGGACUGGGGGAGGGAGAGGAAGGGAGACUGAGCGGUCUCCCGUGAAAAUGAAUAUAGUUUCCCUUAUCAUUAAAGACGAAGAAACCAAAAAGAGAGUCUUCCCCAUUGGUUCUCUCACAGCUUGGGGGAGGCAGGUCCUAGUUCACACUGAGUAACACUUGUUAUAUAAGCAGAUGUCUGAUUGAACAGCAACAGAAAUACAAGGUAUGUGCAUGCAGUUGAGGACCUGAUAAGAUCAGUUGGUUAAGGUGACAUAGGAAGAGUAACCUGAAUUUCAAACCUUUUUUCUGUUUGGGAAGAGAUCGUUGCUCUCCACUGCCUGAUCGUCGAAGGGGUAAAAUUUCUGCAAAUGCUGGGACAGGAAGGGGUCCGAAACCAGGAGGCGGUGUGUGUUGUCAGGAAUGCCCAGGAUACCGUCCUUGCCCACAGGACCCCGGAAAGUGGGGAUCCACACAGGUGAGUGUCCGUGCGGGUUUAGUGGUCUCUCCUCCCCAGACUCAAGUGAGGCGGGCUGUGGUCAGUCCCUCCAGAGUCCAGGAUGAGAAAGGGGAAAAGGAGGAAGUGGCUGGCUCAGAGCCGCCCUGUGCAGUGAUGUGGUUGUGCACUGCCAGGCCUUCGGGCCGUCUACACCGUCUCCCGUGGGGCCUUUCUAUGCGUUUUUUCUCUUCAUCGACCCGCUUUGCCAACUAGGUAGAUUUCUCAUUAAGUGAUAGAAGAAACGUGGAGUAAUAGCCGUGGCCACAUGAGCACAGUGCCGGUUAAACGAAAGCUGAGACACACGAGAAGCCAAGCGGUAUAUAUAAACAUUCCUUCUGAACCCCAAAGGACGACCCCAAACCGAAAAGAAACAUACGAAGAAGUCAAAGCCAUUUUUGAUACGUGCUGCAACUUCUUAAGGUCUGCACCGGUGAGAUACAUGGGAGUACAAGGAACCAGAUGCCUCCAGUGCUUGCUAACUCCUUCCACGCCAUGUCCCAGGAGCCACUGUCCCUGUGAAUCAGGACAGGCGUGGAAAGCCCUUGGCCGAGCCAACUUGCUGUGAACUCUUCCCCAAGGCCCUGCAGUGAUGAAUCCACAGGCUCAUUCUGCCUGUCCCCUCGUGGCUGGCAGGAGGACGCCUUGGAUAAAGAGUGAGCUUCCAUCGCCCAUGCAGUGGAGCCAUCCAAGUCCCGUGUCUGGCUUCACCCACUACCAGGUGUCCAGCUCAUUCCGUAGACCGUCGAUACCUGAACACCUACAGAGCAGUUGUGAAGCACCAGACAGUUACUGCGCUCCAGUCUCUACUUGGAGGAAAUCACUUUUAGCGUCACAACAGCGCACUAGUGAGUAGGCGGUAUGAAUAUUUCCACAUCUCAGGACAGGGAACUGAGGCACAGAGGGCUCUCGGUAACUCUCUCAGGUACGUGUAGCUUGUAAAUGGGAUGUGAAUCCAGGCCAUCAGGCGUGGUCACUGUGCUUUGCUGCGUUUCUAUAAUAUCUCUGCUAAAUAACCGUGGUUGCCCACAAAACCUGUCAGGUGGGGGAUUUCAGGGCACAGCACCCUGCAACAUCUUCCUAAGUCCCACUGUGCGGGAAGACUUUCUGCUGGGCAGCUGGUGAGUAGGGGGAGCAGAAGGUUGAACUAGGAGUAAAUUAUGUCUGAUUCCCCUGUGGUCUUCUGCCUGCAAGAUGCCAACACUGCUCUCUAUUUCUGUGCAGUUCCCGGGACUCUGUGUGGACGAUCAGCCUGAAGGUGUGCAGCCCCCCGCAACCACAUCAGCCCCUUCCACACAAAGAAGGAAGAGUCCACUUUUCUCUCCAUAAUCAGAUGUUCCCAAUCGGGAACACCGAGGAAGGUGCUGUGAAAAUUUACUCAUUACCUCAAGAAUAGCUACUAUGGUUUCUUCAGUGUUGAAUACUUACGAGAAAACUACAAAGAUGCUGCCUCAUGUUUUCUAUUUCAUGUGAGCAAAUUUAUUAAGUGCAUCAUUAGCAUCACUACAGAAGUCAAGAUGCAUUUGUAACUCAACAUCAGAAGUGCACUCAGGUAGGAAGCAGUGGGUCAGGGCUCCUGGGACAGUCAGGUGGACCCUGCGUCUACCUAGAGGUCAGCCUCUGUCCUGCCAGGGGCAAUGAGGCAGAGCACCCACUUCAAGCCUGACUGUCCCUGUUGUUUCCCAGACCCACCCGGGCCGCCCUGCAAUUGUCCAUGCGCAGGAUCACUUUGCAGAGUUUCUAGGCUCAGGGACAGGGAGCAUCGCUGUGCCUGUCAUUCAUUUCCUCCUCCCAGCUCUUGCACUUCCUCUCUCUGCUGCCCAUGAGCACCUCUCUUCCUAGCUCUUCCCCACCCCCUCCUUUUCUAAUGCCCACCCUGAAGGAUCUGGUCUCCUGUGGGCACUGAGGCCCUGCAUCUGCAGUGUCCAGGAAACUUCUCUGCAGCCCUUCUCGGCCCCUUUCUAGCUAGUGUCGCCCUGGCCCCAGACCCUGGGUCUGCACCCCUGAGUCUGGGGAGCAGCCCUGAAUAGCCCAGUGGGCAGCGGGGUUUGGACUCAGCAGGGAGGAGGAGCUCUGGGAACUGAGGAUCUUCCUGGGGCCCCCAAUUGGCUGUUUCCUGCCUGGGUGGCACUGGUCAUGCUCCAGGCUGCUUUUGCUUUCAGCUCUCAAGAAGCUUCCUUUCCAUCGACUUAAGAGAAGAAGUAAGAGGAAGCAGUUUGAAAGUUAGAACAAGAGGAGGAAAUACCAGUGUGGUGAGGUUGGCAUGAAAAGGGGAAGACAGCCUUGUGCCCGUGCUCUCCAUCGCUUCCCCGAUGGACUUGUUGUCACUUCAGGAAAACGUUCCAAAAACGUGGGGGGCCUGCUCUUGCGUGUGACCACAAAGUGGAGACAAGGGGGUGGUUGUGAGUAGACCACGAGUCAGACCCUCAGGAGCUCAGUCUCGCAUGUAAAGAUGCUGGGGCAGAGGGACACAGAUUGGCCUCCCUGCCGUUCCAGGCAUUUCCUUUCAGCAAAACAUCAUGGCUUCAGAUUCAGGCAGGGAUUGACACGUAGGGGUGGAGGCUGGGUCAGGCCAGUGCCCUUUUCUGGGCGGGAAAUUUGGGGAAAGGAGGGAGGGGAACCCUGAAUUCAGAAGUCGAGCACAUAAGCUAGAGGACUCAGGGGGUUCAGGGAUCUCUGUCUCCAGAUAACCAACUUCUUCUUUCUCCCUGACCCAUCUGUCAUUGCACUGUGCCUCUGGGCAAACCAUUUAACCACUCUGCAUUUCAGUGCCAUGAACCACAAAACAGGGGGCAUAGCCCCUAGCCCCUGCAUCCCACAGGGAUGAUGGCAGAGGAGAGGAUAUGAUGACAGAUAUUCUCCAUGAGCGGUAAUGCAUCGUGCCCAUGUAAAUGCUGAAAGGCCACCUUCCACCCUCCUUUGCCCUGUAGCCAUCGACGUUUCCUCUCUGGGGGGCAGUCACCCCUAUAUUUCUUUCAACGGUUCUAUUUUUGGUGUAUUUUCCAGGAUCGUGGCUCAGGUUAGAAGAGGGAAAAUAUCAUAAAGGGUUCAAAUCGGGGAGUCAGAGCAAAAUCAUCUACAGCCAAGAAAUUUUCCUGGCUGUCACCAUCCGUGGUUCAGCAGCACCCACAUGGGCAUCUGGCUAAAUGAUGGGGGAGAGUCAUGCAAAUCACUUCCACUGACUACGACGUCGAAGGCCAUGAUUGUGACUGAUGAUCCCUGGGGUCAACAGAACAUAUGUCUCAGAUGAAACUCUUCAUGCAGUCGUGUGAGACUGUUAGGUCGCACACAUGACAUUCAACGUAAAAAUAGAGUGUGCAGAGCUGCUUUCACUCUGAAAGUUCUGUCAUGACCCAUUGCCAUGGUGACCAAUGAUGCAACCGUUCCUUCCAUUUCAACUGUCACUCUGUGAGCCGAGCCCUUGCAGUUUGGUAACAGGUGUGAAGGUUCGCACGAUGGGCAACCUGAAUUGCUGUUCUACAGAACUUUGUGUGGAAGAUCAGCCUAAAGCUGUGGAACCCCCCACAACCACAUUGGCCACUUCCAACGGAGAAGGAAAAGAGUUUUCUUCUCUCUCCAUAACCAGGUGUACCCAAUCGGGUAUAGCGAGGAAGGAAGGGGCUGUGCAGAGGCUAACCACGCAUCCGUGUAGCUGCUCCGCCUACUGCGGCGUCAACCCCUCCCAUAGCCUGGAUAAUUAACUGCGCCUGAGGACGAACCCCGACCGACCCGCUGGGCCACGUGCGCGGAAACAGGAAGUUGCCUGGAUGCUCGGCGGGCCGGAGGACAGGUACAUGGCUAAGCGCUGGACACCUUACCAGGAUUCCACAGUUCUCUCAUGGUGAAUUCUUGAUGGAUUUCACUCCUCGAUGCUGGUGACUCCUGGCAGGAGACAUGGCUCUGAUUCGGCUGGGGUUUGGAAGACAGCAUCUUUGUCUGCUAAAGAGAAGGAGUUCCUUGCUGUUGAAACUCACAGCUGUUGUCUUUGCCGUGCUUCUGUUUUGUGAAUUUUUAAUCUAUUACUUAGUGAUCUUUCGGUGUGAUUGGCCUGAGGUGAAAACUCCAGCCCACGACAGUGGACAAAAGACUCUGAAAGCCAUGUUUUUGGCUGAUACCCACUUGCUUGGGGAAGUGCGAGGCCAUUGGCUAGACAAAUUACGAAGGGAGUGGCAAAUGGAGAGAGCCUUCCAGACGGCUCUGUGGUUGUUGCAGCCAGAAGUCGUCUUCAUUCUAGGGGACAUCUUUGAUGAAGGGAAGUGGAGCUCCUCCCAGGCCUGGGCAGAUGAUGUGGAGCGGUUUCAGAAAAUAUUCAGACACCCACGUCACGUGCAGCUGAAGGUGGUUGCUGGCAACCAUGACAUUGGCUUCCACUAUCAGAUGAGCACAUACAAAAUAAAACGAUUUGAGAAAGUUUUCAACCCCGAAAGGCUGUUUUCUUGGAAAGGAAUGAAUUUUGUGCUGGUCAACAGCGUCGCCCUGGAAGGGGAUGGCUGCCACAUUUGCUCUGAAGCCGAAGGCGACCUCAUCGAAAUUUCUCACAAACUGAAUUGCUCCCGCGAGGUAGGAGAGCACCUGAAGGCACAGAAACGUGGCCCCGGCCGCUGCCAGGGGGCGCCGCUGCUGCCCGCGUCGGCCCCGGUGCUCCUGCAGCAUUUCCCGCUUUUCCGGAGGAGCGAUGCGAAUUGUUCCGGGGAGGACGCCGCGCCUCUGGAAGAGCGGGCCAUCCCGUUUAAGGAGAGAUACGACGUGCUCUCCCGGGAGGCCUCACAGCAGCUGCUCUGGUGGCUGCGACCACGCCUCAUCCUGAGCGGCCACACGCACAGUGCGUGCGAGGUGCUCCACGGCGCCGGAGUUACCGAGAUCAGCGUGCCGUCUUUCAGUUGGAGGAACAGAAACAACCCCAGCUUCAUCAUGGGCAGUAUGACGCCCACAGAGUACGCCCUCGCCAAGUGCUACCUCCCCCACGAGAACACCGUUCUGGCCACAUACUGUGUAGCAGCUGGGCUCCUGGUGGUCCUCAUAUUAGUUCACUCUGGGCUUCUACCCUCAUCUCUUAUUUUUGGCUGGAACCUGCUCAGAAAAUUUAAGACCACGUAAAGAGCAGGAGACUUUUGUAUUUCAUAGUAAAUAACAAAGCCCAAGAAACUGGACCUUGGGCAGGGCUCAUGUGAGAUGAGAUCAAAGGAGGCUGUCUUUACACACAUCACAGAAACUGUAAAUCACUGAUGCGAAUUCCUGCAGAAUAAAUAGUUGAUGGUACUGUUCUCAUGCUAUAAAAAUGGAACGUGUACUCUACAACAAGUCUGUUUUCUCAUUUUAUCAAAUAUAUGUAUAAUCAAAGAUCGUGUCUGUACAAUAUGUAAAAGCUAUUAAAGUCAU